Messenger RNA from Blepharisma stoltei, 1029 nucleotides. Lineage: Eukaryota; Ciliophora; Heterotrichea; Heterotrichida; Blepharismidae. The record is from the annotation of a GenBank genome assembly.
AUGGGAGUUAAUUGUUCUAGUUGCUCAUGUGCAAACAGAGAAAAUGAGCUAAAAACUGAGCUUGAAAUAUUAGAAAACCAAACCACUGCAACAGCCAGAAGUAAAAGCAAAGCUAAAUCAGAAAUUCCACAUGAUUUGCUGCAAAAACUUAAAAAGUACACCCCAAGGAUCAUAAAAAUCCAAGCCAUGUGGCGAGGACACCAAGACCGAAAAUUAGUCUCACACCUUCGCAAAAAACAAAGAAUGAACGGCAAGUACUUUACUGCUGAAGAAUCAAGAGAAACCAUUUUAGGGAAACAGUCUGGAAUUCCUGAACGAGAAGACAGACCUCCUUACAGAUUUAAAAGCGGAGCUGUCUAUGUCGGCCAAUGGAAAGGAGGCUUUAGAGACGGCUACGGCAUACAGACUUGGCCUGAUGGAGCAAGAUAUGAAGGCCAAUGAAAAGACAACAAAGCCCAUGGGAAAGGCAAAUUUUGGCAUGUAGAUGGAGACAUAUAUGACGGAGAAUGAAAAGAUGACAAAGCAAAUGGAAAAGGAACUUAUAAGCAAGCAAAUGGAGCAAUGUAUGAAGGAGAAUGAAAAGAUGAUAUCCAAGAUGGCUUUGGAAAGGAAUCUUGGGUUGACGGAAGCAAAUAUGAAGGAUACUAUAAAGCAGGCAAAAAGCAUGGCUUUGGGACUUAUAUUUGGAAAGAAGGGUCUAAGUAUACUGGACAAUGGAUCGAUAAUAAAAUCAAUGGCAAAGGGACAUACACUUGGUAUGACGGCAGACAGUAUGAAGGUGACUGACUAAAUGGGACUAUGCAUGGACGAGGGUUUUAUGCAUGGAAAGAUGGAAGAAAAUAUGAAGGCGAGUACCAAAAUGAUAAAAAACAUGGAUAUGGGGUCUAUUUGUGGGUUGACGGAAGAAAAUACGAAGGGUAUUGAAAGAACGGAAAACAGCAUGGUGAAGGAUGGCUAAUGACCCCAGAUGGAGCAAGACGAAAAGGCGAGUGGAAAGAUGGCAAAAGAGCCCGCUGGAUAGAUGUGUAA